Molecule: messenger RNA, 1481 nt
Organism: Aspergillus heteromorphus CBS 117.55
Lineage: Eukaryota; Fungi; Ascomycota; Eurotiomycetes; Eurotiales; Aspergillaceae
Product: acetylornithine transaminase
Exons: 3
Coding region: 60-1481 (473 amino acids)
Biological process (GO): arginine metabolic process
Cellular component (GO): mitochondrial matrix
Molecular function (GO): pyridoxal phosphate binding; transaminase activity; identical protein binding
Source: RefSeq, a predicted model, not a curated record
CGAGCCCAUUGCUCCCUCCGUCUUGCAACUGCCAUUCCCCCUGUCUACUACUCCUAAAGAUGGCGCCCCUACACCUCGCCGCUCGGCGGCUACCGACUGCUAGGAGGUUAAUUUCUAGUAUCAAGCCUCCAGCGCAGCAGCGAUUCGUCUCAGCGUCCACUGAGAAUGUCAAGACUAAGGUAUCAGUACCGAAUCCUGAUCCUACAGCAGACUCCGCGUCUGUCGCCUUCAUCAAAGACCAAGCCCCAUACAUGGUUCCCACCUACGUUCGACCGGCGCCGGUAAUAGUCAAGGGCCAGGGCUGCUACCUGUGGGAUAUGGAGAAUCGGAAGUAUCUGGACCUUACAGCAGGCAUUGCAGUCAACUCCCUCGGUCACUGCGAUCCUGAGGUUGCGCAGAUUAUCUCGGAGCAGGCCGAAGUACUUAUCCAUGCCUCAAACCUCUACUACAACGCCUGGACCGGCGCCCUCAGUAAAUUGCUGAUUGAUGUCACUCGCAAGUCUGGUGCCAUGCGCGACGCGUCCCAGGUAUUCAUUUCAAACUCUGGCACCGAGGCCAAUGAAGCUGCAAUCAAGUUUGCCCGCAAGGUUGGCCGUUCGCGCGACCCCUCGGGCGACAAGCAUGAAGUUGUCUCCUUUUACAACUCAUUUCACGGCCGUACAAUGGGUGCCCUCUCUGCUACUCCCAACCCCAAAUAUCAGACCCCUUUCUCUCCCAUGCUGCCCGGCUUCAAGUAUGGCACAUAUAAUGAUGUGGCCCAGCUCCAGACUCUUGUCACUGAGAAGACCUGCGGUGUGAUUGUUGAACCUAUCCAGGGAGAGGGUGGUAUUAACAUCGCUACUCCGGAGUUCCUGACUGCUUUGCGCAAGCGCUGCGAUGAGGUUGGAGCUGUUUUGAUCUUUGAUGAAAUCCAGUGCGGUCUUUCUCGGACGGGUAGCUUCUGGGCCCACGCCCACCCUUCUCUAGCACCUGCCUCUGGCGAGGCUGCCCACCCGGAUAUCCUGACCUCUGCCAAGGCCCUGGGUAAUGGUGUUCCCAUUGGAGCUACCAUCAUCGCGGAGAAGGCCGUGGCCGGUCACAUCCAGCCCGGUGACCACGGAACCACGUAUGGCGGUAACCCGUUGGUGUGCCGUGUCGCUCAUCAUAUUGUCAAUCGCCUCGCCUCGCCAGAGCUGCAAAGCUCUGUUGAAACCAAGGGUGCUACCCUUGUGUCUGGCUUCAAAGCCCUGCAGAAGAAGUACCCCCAGGUCAUCUCCGAGAUCCGUGGCCGUGGGUUGAUCCAGGGUGUCCAGCUCACCCCAGCGUUCAUUGCGAAGGCCUCAGACCUGGUCACUGCUGCCCGGGAACAUGGAAUGCUGAUUAUUACUGCGGGCGAGGGCUGUAUUCGCUUUGUUCCUCCCUUGACCAUCACGGAAGAACAGCUCAAGACCGGCCUGAGGAUUCUGGAGCAGGCUCUGGAGAAGGUGGUUUCCCAGGCUUGA